CGUAAAGUGGGUCUUCCGCGGCACACGUUUGAACGUUAGCUCUUGGCCAAGCUAAACGGCAACACAAUAUUAUCAAUAUUUUCGCUUUCCCCACUACGUUGCGUGAUUCACGCUGAUAUUUAUCCGAAAAUUAACAUUAUUUGUCAAUGGCUGCGGCGGGAGCGGUAGGAGGAGGGAGAGGCCCCAUCUCUGCUUCCACAGAGGAGGAGGAAGAAGACUCAUCUGAGAUUUUAUUGAGUGUUUUGGCACAACAAGGCCAAGUCGGCCUCUGCUUCUACGACAGCAAAGACUCGUCGGUUCACUACAUGGUGGAUACGCCAGAUAACCACGAGCUACACCUGCUGGCCAGAGUCAUCCAGGAGAUUCGUCCGCACGUGAUUAUCACCAGCGCGAAGCAGGAGCGCUGCAUGACCCGUUUCCUGCUCCAACUCGGUGAGUCCGUGGGAACAACGUCGGUAUGUGCCAGAGGACGGGUCGCGCUGCUGACGUGGCGUCUGGGCCGAGCACGAUCGGGCUCAAGGGAACGAUACGCGUGCAUCGGCGCAGCUUGGCACUGGCGGCCUGCAACUGUGACAACGGAUGAGAUAUGUUGUUGUACGUCGACUGCGAAGACCUGCAUCAUGAUUUUGGACAAAUUCUUCUCAGGUUCCAACCCAGACUACAAACCAGAGGUGGUUUUUUAUCCGUAUCUUGAUUUUGGUCCGGAAGUCAGUAAGGCAAGGCUGCUUUCCGCCCAUCUGCCUUUCCUCCCUGCCUCGAUUUCCGAGAGAGACAAGGCGGCCUAUCUCGCCUCCUGCAUCUCGUUUGACUCGCAGCUCAUGCUGAGGGCAUUGGGCGGUCUUCUAAAAUGUCUGGACCGGAGGAGAGUCGGAGUCGAGCUGGAAGACAGCAGUGUUGCCGUUCCUGUCAUGCACUUCAAUGCCUACACACUUAAAGGUGUGGUGUACAUUGACAAAGAAGCAUACACUGUUCUGCAGAUCUUCAAAUCUGAGCGGCACCCAUCGGUGUACAAGCUUCAUUCGGGCCAAAAAGAGGGACUGAGUCUUUACGGAAUCCUGAACUGCUGCAGUUGCAAGUUUGGAUCCAGACUGCUUCGUCAGUGGUUCCUUCGGCCAACGGUGGACUUCGCCGUGUUGGGCAGGAGACAGGAAGUGAUCCGCUUCUUCACGUCACCUCGGAAUUCCGACUCCUUGAACACUUUGCGGAUGUCGCUACGUAACGUCAGAAACAUCCCGACUCUUCUGCGCAGGAUGUCGCUCUCACAUACCAAAGUGAGCGACUGGCAGAGUCUCUACAAGACGGUGUACAGUGCAGUAUGUAUCAAGGACACGGUACGCCACCUUCCUCAGUCCAUCCAGCUGUUCCGGGACAUCAGCGAGGGCCUCUCUGAUGACCUCCACCACGUCGCCUCUCUCAUCAGCCACGUGGUGGACUUUGAAUCCAGCGUGGCCGAGAACCGCUUCAUCAUCAAACCAAACGUAGAUCCCGCAAUCGAUGAGAAGAAAAGGCAGAUGGCGGGCUUGUCUCACUUCCUGACGGAUGUUGCAAGAAGAGAGCUGGAGCACCUGGAUGCCAGAAUCCCCUGCUGCUGCGUCAUCUACAUCCCUCUGAUCGGGUUCCUGCUCUCAGUCCCUCGGCAGCCUAACAUGGUGGCGAAGGAGGACUUUGAGAUCGUGGGACUCGAGUUCAUGUUUCUCUCAGAGGAUCGCCUGCACUACAGAAGUCAGAGGACCAAGGAGCUUGACACCCUCCUGGGAGAUUUGCACUGCGACGUUAGAGACAUGGAGACAACUGUCAUGACUCAGCUGCAGAACGCCAUCCUGGAGAGAAGCGCUGCCCUCUAUAAGCUUCUGGACCUGGCUGCCGAGCUGGACUGUCUGAUGGCGUUGAGCAAAGCCUCCCAAGAGUACGGCUACACCUCCCCCAAGCUCGUCAGCCGCAAGGCAAUCUCCAUCACUCAGGGCAGACACCCGCUGCUGGAGGUGUGUUCUCCUGUGUUUGUGGCCAACUCCUUUGAGAGCUACGAGACACGAGGUAGAAUCAAGAUCAUCACGGGGCCCAACUCAUCUGGAAAGAGCAUCUACCUCAAGCAGGUCGGUCUGAUUGUGUUCAUGGCUCUCGUCGGCUCCGACGUGCCCGCCAAGGACGCGGAGAUAGGCCCGGUGGACGCAAUAUACACCUGCAUGCCGUGCAGAGAGUCUGUGUCCGUGGGCCUCAGCACCUUCAUGAUUGACCUCAACCAGAUGUCCCAGGCAGUUAACGGCAGCACGGGCUCCUCAUUAGUCCUCAUUGAUGAAUUUGGAAAAGGGACAAACACUGUGGACGGCUUGUCCCUGCUGGCCGCGACCGUCUCUCACUGGCUGAGGAAAGCUCCGGUGGACGUUCCUCACGUCCUGCUGGCCACCAACUUCUACAGUUUGCUGCAGCCGGGUCUUUUACCCACUUCCGCCCUGCUGUCUCUCCUGACUCUGGAGACGGCGGUGGACGGAGAUGAGUUGGUUUUCCUUUACCAGCUGAAGGACGGCGUGUGCCAGUCCAGUUACGCCGCCAACGUGGCCAGGCUGGCCGGCCUGCCGGCCAACCUCGUGCAGAGAGGCCUGGAGGUGUCUGAGCUUUACAGGACGGGAAGAGCCAUCCGACGUGUGGACAGCGCGUCGUCAGACAAGCAGGCCAAUCGAUACAAGGCUUUGGUGGAGAGAUUUAUGAGCCUUGACCUGGACGAUGACGGUGUGGACCUGCAGCGCUUCAUGAAAGACGAGGUUCUGACCUUUGCCGAACAGCCUCAGGACACCUGAACUCUUCUGCUCUGUCACCGAAUAAGGCAUGUUUUUUUUUUGAAGUCCAGAACUACGGAAAAAGUGCCAAUGUUGGCAGGAUUCGAGAAGGACAACGAAGGAGCGCUCGAGCGGCUUUGCGUGGCCACACACCUGCCUUCCCGCGGCCCGUGAAGCAUCGCUCCCC
This is a messenger RNA of Syngnathoides biaculeatus (alligator pipefish), 2961 nucleotides long. It is a transcript of the gene msh5, whose product is annotated as mutS homolog 5. Gene Ontology annotation, biological process: chiasma assembly; mismatch repair. The transcript is spliced from 25 exons. Gene Ontology annotation, cellular component: nucleus. The coding region runs from base 147 to 2795 and encodes 882 amino acids. Gene Ontology annotation, molecular function: mismatched DNA binding; ATP-dependent DNA damage sensor activity; ATP binding. The record is from RefSeq and is a predicted model, not a curated record. NCBI's taxonomy places the organism in Eukaryota, Metazoa, Chordata, Actinopteri, Syngnathiformes, Syngnathidae.